Messenger RNA from Phaedon cochleariae (mustard beetle), 1572 nucleotides. Lineage: Eukaryota; Metazoa; Arthropoda; Insecta; Coleoptera; Chrysomelidae. The record is from the annotation of a GenBank genome assembly.
AUGUCAUAUACCAUGAACGUGUUAGGAAAGGUGUUUGUUCUUGGAAUAUUUAUCCAGAUAGAGUUGUGUAUGGCAAGAAUACAUAAUUUAGAAAUAACAAGUGAUGCCCGAAAAUACAUUGCUCUCAGUUCUUUUGGGUUUUAUAAUGGAGGGUACUUAGAAGUUGAGCUCACAAACUUCAGAACCAAUCCUGAAAAUGAUUCCUACACAUUCGGCUUCAGUUUGGACAAAACUAUCAAUGAUGGAGUCAAUCCUUAUCUUGAGAGUCAUCAGGAGCGCUGUAUUUUAUUAUCCUCCAAACAAAAAAUUGAUAAUGACUUUGUCAUCACCUUCAGGAUGGAUCUCAAAAACAAAAAGUUACUCAUAGACUGUGAAGAAGGUCAUAGUGUCCAUAUUUACCAAUAUACAGAAGAGAUAAUGAGAGAUGCAACUGGACCAUGUUUGAACAAGAAAUUUGAUAUUGCAUCAGCUUUCAAGGAUGGGCAUACAUAUUACAAUACUUCAUUUGUGAUGGCAGUGAGGACCAUCCAAGAAGAAGGCCUCUACAACCUCUUCUUCCACAGCUGCCCUAACUACAACUCAAAUACAGAAACCCUGAUAGACUUUGACAUAAAAAUAGUCGAGCACAAUCCCAGCAGCUACCUAUCAGCAGGCGACAUGCCUCUACCGGCUCUCUACUGCAUGAUGUCGAUCCUCUUCCUUCUAUCUGGAAUGUUCUGGGUGUUUCUGCUGAAACAAUCCAAACACCCUGUUUUCAAAAUCCACUACAUGAUGGCGGUGCUGGUUUUCUUAAAGGCCAUCUCGCUGGCUUUCCACGGGGUCAAUUACCACUACAUAGAGAACCUUGGAGUGCACCUAGCCACAUGGGCUAUUCUUUUCUACAUAGCGCAUCUGCUGAAGGGGGCGCUGUUGUUCGUUGUUAUCGUGCUUGUUGGGACUGGUUGGACUUUCAUCAAGCAUGUUCUGACCCCAAGGGACAAGAAGCUGUUCAUGGCUGUUAUUCCACUGCAGGUGUUGGCUAAUGCUGCUGAGAUAAUUCUGGAGGAGAGUGAAGAGGGGGCCAGAGAGUAUCUGGCUUGGAAGAACUUUGUAAUAUUGGUGGAUUUGCUGUGCUGCGGAUGCAUCUUGUUUCCGGUCGUGUGGUCCAUCAGACAUUUGCAGGAAGCCUCGCAGACCGACGGUAAAGCGGCCACCAAUCUGCGCAAACUCAAACUCUUCCGUCACUUCUACGUCAUGAUCGUCUGCUACAUCUACUCGACAAGGAUCAUCGUGUAUUUGCUGAAGAUCACGGUGCCUUUCCAGUUCGGCUGGCUGCACGAGAUGUUCCGCGAGAUGGCGACAUACGUGUUUUUCGUACUCACCGCCUACAAGUUCCGGCCGGCGUCGCAGAAUCCUUACUUUGCGUUGAGUGAUGAUGAGGACGACGAGGUCGAUCAAGUCCUCACCGAAUCUGGGGCAACCGAAGGUCUGAAGAAAGUCAACUCUCGGAUAGUGAAAGUGCCUCUCCAUCAACAGAAUCUAACAGAGGUGACAGAAGAAGAAAAGGAUGCUCUAUUAGGGCAAAGAGAAAAU